CGAUAGAAAACGUUUUGCCUUGUGUUCUUCCUCCCAGACUUUCCCAAAUAAGAAAGAUUUUCAGUAGAGUGAGGGAAAAAGUUUGACUGGAAAUAGCAAGAUCACCUUUUCGUUCCAAUAUUUAAAACGGAAAAAAACAUUACUCUUCACAGAUCCCUUAUAGCAAAACCCUAGAAUUCCAGACACAACCGAUUAUCACGCUCGCCGUAGUUUCUCUCUCUUUUUUUUUCCCGUCAAAAUCCAGCCGUUGAUCCAUCUAUGCCGGUCUUCUCAAUCAUGCCGGAGUCCAAUUAGUGUGUUAUAUAUUCAAAUUUUCCGGCAGCGCCGAAGCCAUUGCAGGCACCGGUUUUUUUGUCUGAUUAUUGGGAUAGUGUGUCCUGAACUCGGAUGUGAAGAUGGAUGAUAUACAUGGGAGUGAGGCACGAAUGCACAUGGCGGAUGGGGCGCAGGUGGUCCACCACCAUUUGCAUUACAUGCAAGAACAUGAGCAUCAUCAUCACGGGUUGCACCAUUUGAGUAAUGGCAAUGCGAUGGACCAUGAUGACCACGACGAUCAUGGUGGUGGAGGGGGAAGUGAAGGGAUUGAAGGGGAUGUUGGGGCUGAUCCUGGUAGUUUGUCUGAUAAUCACAGUGCAUUGGUGGCUCGUGGCAGUGACGAGAAUAAUAAUCAGCUCACUCUAUCUUUCCAGGGCCAGGUUUACGUGUUUGACUGUGUCUCCCCUGAAAAAGUUCAAGCUGUCCUAUUAUUGUUGGGGGGUCGUGAAGUACCUGUGAGCAUGCCUGCUAUGUCCGGGAACACUAAUCUUCCUAGUAGGGGAUUAUCCAGUACUCCACAAUCGCUGAACGUUUCUCAGAGACUGGCUUCAUUAAUUCGAUUCCGUGAAAAGAGGAAAGAACGAAAUUUUGAUAAGAAAAUCCGUUAUACUGUUCGUAAGGAGGUCGCGCUUAGGAUGCAACGAAAUAAAGGUCAAUUUACUUCUUCUAAACCCCAUCAAGAUGAAUCAGCAGUAGCAAGUUGGGACUCAAACCAGACCUGGGGUUCGGAGGGUAGUCGGUCUCAACAUCAAGGGAUUGUGUAA
This is a messenger RNA of Ilex paraguariensis (yerba mate), 1079 nucleotides long. The record is from the annotation of a GenBank genome assembly. Lineage: Eukaryota; Viridiplantae; Streptophyta; Magnoliopsida; Aquifoliales; Aquifoliaceae.